Molecule: messenger RNA, 759 nt
Organism: Lactuca virosa
Lineage: Eukaryota; Viridiplantae; Streptophyta; Magnoliopsida; Asterales; Asteraceae
Source: the annotation of a GenBank genome assembly
AUGGCGUUACUUCCGAUUUUGGGCACUCGAUUUGAAUUUACUCCUCUUAAUCUGCUAGUAUACUGUAUACUCAUUGAAGAAUGCUUGAAACAACAUUACAGAAGGACACAGGAUCCAAAACAGUUGCAACAGCCUCAUACUUCUCAUGCAUUUGCUCUUUCUCAAGUCAUGCCAAAUAACCUUAAUGGCGGGCCUGUUCUCCCGUCAGUUCUCUAUUAUGUUGUUCCGGUUGGUUUUCAAGGUCCGAGUGGGUUACCAGUUCUGAAUCACAGUACUAGACCACCUAUGCUUCCUGGAUCUGGUCCUAGUCCCACUCCUUCAGCUCCUAGUUCUUCCAAUUCCGUUCAUGGAACUAAUCUUCCCUCUGCUUCUUCCCCUCUUAAUCCAGCUGGGAAGGAAGAUACGGGAUCCCUAGAGCGGGGUCGUUAUCGGUACAAUCAAAUGUUGUCUCCAAGAAACGCAAAUCAGUCGAGUUUGCCUCCCGGGUCCCACUCGGUAACCGAUCGAGGUGUACGCAUGUUGCCAGCUGGAAGCGGUAUGGGUGUUAUGUGUGGGAUGACUAGAGGCAUCAAGAUGGAAAGACCCCCCUCUUCCUCCAUCAUGAAUUCCACCACUAGUUUGUUGACUUCCAGUACACCAACACCAACACCAACAUUUGUUCAAGGAAACUCCGUGUUGAGAUCACAUGACGCUAUGCAUAUGAUUCGGCCCAACCAGAACACGGUGGUGGCGGAACAAGCAUCACAAAGUCAACUCUAA